AUGCUGCACAUGAGGAUACUACGCAGAUUUGCCUCUUCCCCAUGGACAACUCCAUCUAUAGAAAAGCGUGUAAACAUUAAUCAUCAAAUGUUUCAUGAUGAUUCUGUAUUGUCCUUUGUCCCAUUAAAAGCAAGAUUCGCACAAUCUGGAGGGACAAUUUAUCUCAAAAGCAAAGGAGUCAUAAUUCUUGAAUUUUUGCCAAAAGAUUUCAAUCAAGCUGAAGGCAGGGCCAAAAUAAACCCAGCAAAUAAAAAGACGUUCACUCUCCAAGUCGAAAAUAUAUAUGACUACGUGUCCAUAGGAAAUAAUCCUGUCGAAUGGAGAAGGCAUAAUAAUUCUAACGAUGAAACAAAGCUUUUGAAGUUUUUUAGAUCUGAAGGAGGGUAUUCAUUGAAGCUGGAAAUUUUGAAUGGAAAUACGCCUGUUGAUAAAAAAGAAUUUACUAUGACACCUAGUGAAUAUUAUAUUACCAGGCAAUUGCUUGAGGUAUCUGCUAUUUAGUAUUCAAUUCCUUAUCUUAUGGGAUGGUAUCCAUUAGGUGAUCCAAGACUUGCAGAAAAUAGCUUAGCAGCUGAAGAGGUUUCCAAUAAUCCAUUCGAGUCUAUUUAG
Messenger RNA from Blepharisma stoltei, 609 nucleotides. Lineage: Eukaryota; Ciliophora; Heterotrichea; Heterotrichida; Blepharismidae. The record is from the annotation of a GenBank genome assembly.